UGGACGUUAAUUGUUUUCCUCAUUGACAUUAAGAUUCUGACAUUUGUUAUUUUUUGGGACAUUAAGCGAGCUUUAGGUUUUUUACAUUAAGACUGUCAUUGCUGAAAUAGCUUUAUAUAUUAGGAAAAAAGUGCUCUGUCGCCAUCUUGUGGCUUGAGUAGGCAAUUACAAACCAUUUUAAUAAUUAACCCUUUAAAAUGCUAAAUUUUUUGGCAUCACAUUUUGGACCUUCACGUUCCCGUAAUGUCGUUCCAAUGUGGAUGUUUUGUAAUUUUUUUCUUCCUAUCAGAUGGCUAUACAGUAUUUUUUUAACCCCCUCCUUCCCCUUUCCUAUCUCAUCAGCUACACCUCCUCAUCCGUUUCUCCGACGCCCCCCAUACCUCUGCCUCCUGCAUCCCCCCCCCUCCACUGCUGAUAGCCCCUACCCACACGCCCUCCCUUUCCCAUCUACCAUGUUGGUAAAAAUAUCUGCAGACAGCAGGAGAGGAGGCUUUCUCGCUUUCUCUCUCUCUCUCUCUCCUCACUGCUCGCUCUCAGACAAUCCACCCAUGUGACUUCUCAGGCUGACUGUGCCUCAGCUCCAUUCAGCCUCUUUGCCUACCAGCCGGCUGCUGCUAAUGAGCCUUUGUGUGGCAGGGAGAGCAACACUAUGACAAAGAGGGAGCUAAAGUGUGAAAGAUUGUCUUAUUGCUUCUCGUAAUAAAGCAUACAGUAUCGACAGUCUCAUCUCUCAGGCUGCAUCCCCCUCUUUGUCUCUCUCUCUCUCCCUCUUUUUUUUUUCUUUUUUUAAACCUCAUGCUGAUGGACCUCUGGGGCCGCUGCAAGUCAGUGGACUGAGACAAAAUGGGAAGCUCUUCAUCCAUCAUGUGUGAAUUGCCGCAUUAAUGAUUGUGUAGCCGUCCUGCUGUGAGAAGAGGUGAAAGGAGUCAGAGUCCGCCAGUGGAUGCAGGUGCAGAUGUGUCAGGCCAUGAGCGGAAUACUGAAAAGGAAAUUCGAGGAGGUGGAAGCCUCCUCCUCCCCGUGCUCUUCCUUGAGGGAGUCUGAUGAUGAGGUAUCCUGCAGCGAGAGCGGGGAUAGCAGCGACAGCGUCAACCCGUCCGCCUCCGGCCCUUUCACCCCUGGCUCCAUCCUAAAGCGAGAGAAGCGUCUGUGCACGAGGAGGGUGCACUUUGAGAAGGUGACCGUGUACUACUUCAGCAGGAGGCAAGGCUUCACCAGCGUGCCAAGCCAAGGCGGCAGCACGCUGGGCAUGUCCAACAGGCACAGCUGGGUCAGGCAGUAUUCCCUGGGCGAGUUUGCCAUGGAGCAGGAGAGGAUUCAUAGGGACAUGCUGAGGGAGCAUCUCAAGGAGGAGAAGGUUAACUCUAUCAAACUCAAGCUUACCAAAAACGGAACAGUGGAGUCCGAGGAAGCCAACACACUCACCGCAGAGGACAUUUCCGACGACGACGUCGACCUGGACAACACGGAGGUGGACGAGUACUUCUUCCUGCAGCCCCUGACCACUAAAAAGCGGAGGGCACUGCUCCGUACCUCCGGGGUUAAGAAGAUUGAUGUGGAAGAGAAGCAUGAACUUCGGGCCAUCCGUGUGUCCAGAGAGGACUGCGGUUGUGACUGCAGAGUCUUCUGCGAGCCAGACACCUGCGCCUGCAGCAGUGCGGGGAUCAAGUGUCAGGUGGACCGCAUGUCAUUUCCAUGUGGUUGCACAAAAGAAGGCUGCAGCAAUUCGAGCGGCAGAGUGGAGUUUAACCCCAUCCGCGUUCGGACCCAUUUUCUGCAUACCAUAAUGAAGCUGGAGCUGGAGAAGAGUCGCGAGCAGGCGCAAGCUUCCCCCGCCAAUGGUUACCUAGGCAACGAGGCAGUCAGUUCCAACUCUCUGGUUCAGUCUCAGCACAGGUUAGACUACUCUUUGCCUGACGCCGUUCCGCAAAGCGCCGGCGUGCACUUGCAGACGGCCGACGAGAUGGACGAGCCGCUGGAGGACGAGGAUGAUGAGGAGGACGAGGACGACGAGGACGACGAGGAAGAUGACAACGAAGAUGAGGAGGACAGCAGCAGCGUUUUUAGCGGGAUUUCAGACUCCAGCACUCAGAGUUUAGCCAACAGCGACUCAGAGGAUGAGGAAGACGAAGAUGAGGACGAGGACAGGUCGGAGAACUUGUGUCACACGGAGGUGGUGCCAUUGGCCUCCGUGCUGUGUUACGGCGACGACGAGAAUCACGUAAACGGGAACGCUUAUUUAAUGAACGCCCCCUCGGCUGAAUACUAUCAGCUCGCGAAUCCAGGCCCCGCCCACAGUGGCACGAGCCGCCAAUCAGGCGAACCCUACGGGGAAGCCUUAGCAUUCCAAGAGCCAAUCAACGGCACCCAAACCCAGGGCGCCUUCCCCAAACAGCCAGUGGAACAGUACUCUACGAAUUUUAACAUGGGCGGAAGCGCACCGGUGGCCACUCUAAGCCACUACGUCCACGAAAACGACAAAGCGGAUUUUGUGGAUCCUGAGGACCAGUUUCACAACUAUCUGAACAAUAACACCCAUGCACCGUUCAGCACUCACGGCUCAUGCGCGUCGGCCGAGCCGCCGCCGCCGCCGCAGUCCAACGUUAACGGGCACCCCGACUUGAACUUACUUGCAACGAGUACCAAGAAUCUCUCUUUACCGGCAGUGUAGAAACGGCCACGUUUGCAUUUUGACUUGCAAAGGUUGAAUUGAGGCAACUGACUUAAGUCAAUUGUUGACUUAAAACAAUUGUUUGUUGAAGGCGUUUCACCUUUAAUAUGGGAGGUUUCUAAAAUGUUAGUGUGGUUGCAUUUCGCUCCUAAAAUUUUGGAAAUCCGCUUUCACAUGUGCCACCAAUUUUUAUUUUUUUACUUUUUUAUUUUUAUUGCUUACAAAUUCCAGUCUUCAACCCAAUGGAACCCAAUUUCCAAGGAAUAAACAAGGAGAGUCCUAAAAUUUUGAAUUAAAAAGUCCAAGUGUGAAAUGUCUUCAACCAACUAAACUCCAAUCGCCUGAAUUCAAUUUUUGUGGAUUACCAUGAUUUAGAGAUCCAAAAUGGACAUCUUGGAGUAUUACAUUCAAAGCCUUUUGCAUUGUCCAAACCCAGCACCGUGGCCCAUUUUCUCGGUGUCGUCAUUCCAUCAUAGGAAUGUUUCAGAGACCUCACAUACGACCACGAUAAAGCCGAUGGAAGCUCAAUUACAUCACGCCGUGCAAUGUUAUCUUGUAAUUUCAGAUGUAAAGUUCUAGUUUUGAGCAAAUAUUGUACCGUAGAUGGAACUUUUAUAUGUCUAUCGUGUGUGUUGAAAUGUGUUGCAAAAAGGAUUAACGUCAAGUUUAUUUAUUAUUGUUUAGGAAGUAUACGUACAGUAUAUAUUGUAAAAGUUUUGAUAGUACGCAUGCUUUUUUUUGAGGAAUUGCAGCAGUAUUUAAGGGGAACAAAAAGCCUAUUGUUUUGUACAAAAACAAAAAAUGUGCUUGUUUUUUUCCCUUCCUAUGAUAUGCUUUUCGAUGGUUAGAAAAGCAUGAAAAAGCCUGAGUUGUUUGUUGUCAUUGGUCAGAUUGUAACCUUUAUUGGGACUACAGUACAGUGUUUUUCUUGAAUUGAUACUUGAAUGGUGAAAAGGUCGAGAGUUGCCAUGUUCAAAGCGUUUCAUUAAUACAGGGAUAUUAAUUAAAUAGCACUUUGAAAUGUCUCCAAAAACGAUUUAAAUUCAUACUCAACACAAAGUAACUUCUAAAUAUUUAUUUAAAAUAAUGUGAUUUUUUUUUUUAUUGAUUUGAAUGCAGUACAAAU
Messenger RNA from Syngnathus acus (greater pipefish), 3797 nucleotides. RefSeq names its product cysteine-serine-rich nuclear protein 3 (gene csrnp3). The record is from RefSeq and is a predicted model, not a curated record. The coding region runs from base 944 to 2671 and encodes 575 amino acids. Gene Ontology annotation, biological process: regulation of transcription by RNA polymerase II. Lineage: Eukaryota; Metazoa; Chordata; Actinopteri; Syngnathiformes; Syngnathidae. The transcript is spliced from 5 exons. Gene Ontology annotation, cellular component: nucleus. Gene Ontology annotation, molecular function: DNA-binding transcription factor activity, RNA polymerase II-specific; sequence-specific DNA binding.